This is a messenger RNA of Pochonia chlamydosporia 170, 1353 nucleotides long. RefSeq names its product tubulin beta-1 chain. Gene Ontology annotation, biological process: mitotic cell cycle; microtubule cytoskeleton organization. The transcript has 7 exons. Lineage: Eukaryota; Fungi; Ascomycota; Sordariomycetes; Hypocreales; Clavicipitaceae. Gene Ontology annotation, cellular component: cytoplasm; microtubule. Bases 1 to 1353 code for a protein of 450 amino acids. Gene Ontology annotation, molecular function: GTPase activity; structural constituent of cytoskeleton; GTP binding. The record is from RefSeq and is a predicted model, not a curated record.
AUGCCUGAAAUCGUUCAUCUUCAAGUUGGCCAGUGUGGCAACCAAGUUGGUACUGCGUUUUGGCAGACCAUUCUGGGGGAACAUGGCUUGGAUUACAAUGGAAUGUACACUGGUGACAACCAUGUUCAGCUCGAUCGAGUAAAUGUCUACUUCAACGAGGCGUCUGAAAAGAAAUAUGUUCCACGGGCUGUGCUCGUCGAUUUGGAACCUGGCACCAUGGAUGCUGUGCGCGCUGGGCCACUAGGUGGACUCUUUCGCCCAGAUAAUUUUAUUUUCGGACAGUCUUCUGCCGCCAAUAACUGGGCAAAGGGUCACUACACUGAAGGAGCAGAGUUAGUUGAGGAAGUGGUCGAUGUUGUUCGUCGUGAAUCUGAGAGCUGCGACUGUCUGCAGGGCUUCCAGAUCACUCACUCCCUCGGCGGUGGCACUGGUUCUGGCAUGGGCACUCUCCUGCUUUCCAAGAUUCGAGAAGAGUUCCCCGAUCGUAUGAUGGCUACGUUCAGCGUUGUACCAUCCGCUCAAACAUCUGACACUGUUGUCGAGCCAUACAACACAGUCCUGAGUGUACACCAACUUGUUGAGAACUCGGAUGCCACGUUCUGUAUCGACAACCAAGCCCUGUAUGAUAUCUGCCAACGAACACUCAAGCUCCCCAAUCCCUCGACCGGUGAUCUCAACCACUUGAUCUCGACGGUCAUGUCUGGUAUUUCUACUUCGCUGCGAUUCCCGGGUCAACUCAAUUCCGAUUUGCGAAAGAUCUGUGUCAACUUGGUUCCCUUCCCACGUCUUCACUUCUUCAUGGUUGGCUUCGCACCCCUAACCAGCCGCGGUACCCAUGCAUUCCGGAGUGUCACUGUCCCCGAUCUCACCCAGCAGAUGCUGGACCCUCGCAACAUGAUGGCACAAUCCGACUUCCGAAAUGGCCGCUUCUUGACAUGCUCAGCCAUGUUCCGCGGCAAGCUCUCUGGCAAAGAAGUGGAAGAACAAAUGCGCAAGAUCCAAGACAAAAACUCUACCUACUUUGUGGACUGGAUUCCCAACAACGUGCAAACAUCACUGUGCACGGUACCACCAAAGGGAUUGAAAAUGUCAUCUACAUUUGUCGGAAACUCGACAGCCAUUCAGGACAUCUUCAAGCGCGUCGGGGACCAAUUCACUGCCAUGUUCCGUCGCAAGGCCUACCUUCACUGGUAUACAGGGGAGGGCAUGGACGAGAUGGAGUUCACUGAGGCGGAGUCUAAUAUGAAUGAUUUGGUUUCGGAGUAUCAACAGUAUCAGGAUGCUACUGCUGAUGAUGACGUCGAGGAGGAGGGCUGGGAUGAGAAUGCGCCUGGGGAGGAAAUACAGGAGUAA